CCCCUUCAUAGCUGAGCCUGUCCGGCAGAGCGGCGGAUGUACGGAUGAUUCAGUGGUUGGCAGGAAGCCCGCCCUGCCCACCCGUCAGUGUCAGUGGUGUUGGCAUCAGCUCGGGCAGGUGUACGGGCUCAGGAUGGGGCGGCCGCGGUGAGGAACCCUGGACUCUCAGCAUCACAGGAGGCAACACCAGGAGCCAACAUGAGCUCGGGGACUGAACUGCUGUGGCCCGGAGCAGCGUUGCUGGUGCUGUUGGGGGUGGCGGCCAGCCUGUGUGUGCGCUGCUCACGCCCAGGUGCAAAGAGGUCAGAGAAAAUCUACCAGCAGAGAAGUCUGCGUGAGGACCAACAGAGCUUUACGGGGUCCCGGACCUACUCCUUGGUCGGGCAGGCAUGGCCAGGACCCCUGGCGGACAUGGCACUCACAAGGAAGGACAAGCUGUUGCAAUUCUCCCCCAGCCUGGAGGGUGAGUGGCACAGGGCAGGGACAGGCCUAGCCAAGCUGGGACUAAGACAGGCGAAAACCCCCUGUGACAGGUGUCGAGCAGUGGGGGCUGCAGGGCCAGAUCCAGCAUCUUCCAGGUACCAGAACUUCAGCAAAGGAAGCAGACACGGGUCGGAGGAAGCCUACAUAGACCCCAUUGCCAUGGAGCAUUACAACUGGGGGCGGUUCUCGAAGCUCCCGGAAGAUGAUGAUGCCAAUUCCUACGAGAAUGUGCUCAUUUGCAAGCAGAAAACCAGAAAGACAGGUGCCCAGCAGGAGGGCAUAGGUGGCCUCUGCAGAGGGGACCACAGCCUGUCGCUGGCCCUGAAGACUGGCCCCAUUUCCGGUCUCUGUCCCUCUGCCUCCCCGGAAGAAGAUGAGGAAUCUGAGGAUUAUCAGAACUCAGCAUCUAUCCAUCAGUGGCGCGAGUCCAGGAAGGUCAUGGCAGGACGAUCUCCAGCAAAUCCCAGAGACGGGACAGACACACACAGCCAGGACCUGUCGGGCGUGGCAUUUCCCGCAGGCUGUUUUGUGGAGUCUGGGGGUCUGAGUCUGGGGGAGCAGUCAUGGGUGUCUCCAUGUGAACCACUCGAUGACCUGUCUGCCCGCUGGUCCGCAGGGCAACUCCAGAAAGAAGCAUCCCCUGGCCCGGUGGGAAGCCCAGACGAGGAGGAGGACGGGGAACCGGAUUAUGUGAAUGGGGAGGUGGCGGCCACAGAAGCCUAGGGCAGACCAAGAAGAAAGGAGCCAAGGCGAAGAGGGACCACUGUGCUCACGGACCCGUCGCUGCUUCCAAGGACCAUUUCCCAGAGCUACUCAACUUUUAAGCCCCUGCCAUGGUUGCUCCCGGAAGGAGAACCCGCCACCCUGAGGACCACCUGGCCAAGCGUGCACAGCCCGGGAAAGGACAGUUACCCAUGGGAGCUGCAGCCCCGUCACCAAGCCCUCUCCCCACCCGGGCUUUGUGGGGCAGGCACCUGGUACCGAGGGUAACCCGGCUCCUGGUAUGGACAGAUGCGCAGGAUUUAGGAUAAGCUGUUGUCCAGUCCCCAUAACAAAACUACUGUCCAACACUGGUAUCUGUGUCCUUUUGUGCUACGAAUUUGGAUUCCUAAUUGCUAUUGUUGGUUGCUGGGGUUUUAAAUGAUUGAUAAGCUUCUACAGUUAACUUACAGAGGGGGAGCCAUAUUUAAUAUUCUGGAUUUCAGAGUAGAGAUUUCUGUGUUGUCUCCUAGAAAGCAUUACAUGUAGUUUAUUUCAGCAUCCUGGUUGGGUGGGGCCCUAGCUCUCUUCCCCUUUGGUGGGACCUCUCCUUUCUUUGGGCUUCAGUUCACUCAGGAAGAAAUGAGGCUAUCGCCAUCUUUAUGCGCUUCCAGUGGAAAUGUCACUUGCUACAGACAAUAGUGCGUGAGAGUCUAGAGAAGUAGUGACUAGAACAGGGCCGAGUAGGUCCCCUCCAUGGCCCUGAAUCCUCUGUUCCAGGGCUGGCCUCUGCAGAGCUGAUUAGACAGUGUUGUGACUGUCUCAUGGGAAGAGCUGGGGCCCGGAGGGACCUUGAGUCAGAAAUGCCACCAGAAAAAGUAUCUCCUUCAACCAAAACAUCUCAAUAAAACCAUUUUAGUUGAAAA
Molecule: messenger RNA, 2108 nt
Organism: Symphalangus syndactylus (siamang)
Lineage: Eukaryota; Metazoa; Chordata; Mammalia; Primates; Hylobatidae
Gene: LAT2
Product: linker for activation of T cells family member 2
Biological process (GO): calcium-mediated signaling; B cell receptor signaling pathway; B cell activation
Cellular component (GO): plasma membrane
Source: RefSeq, a predicted model, not a curated record